AGUAGAAUUGAAUACAAUUGAUGCUACCGUACCAUGGCAUUCGCUCGCAUAUAAUGGGCCGACUGUAUAGGUUGAGAUUAGUAUAUCCGCUCAUGCCGGUUGGAUGAUGCACUAGGAAAGCAGUCCAGCCACGCUGUAGCACGAGACAGUAGCAGUAUCUACUUUAUUGCCGAUGCAGUUCUUGCUGGAGUUUGUUUCUGAAACGGCAGGUUCACAAUGGGUCGCUAGAGACUAGUGGAUCAAUAAAUUGCGGGGAAGGUGAAGGAUCGCCGCUUGCAGAUUUACUUUGUUGUAUAUUCACAAAGUUUCAACAUGGAGGUCCAGACGCUAACUUGUUUGCUGGUUGUUAUGGUACUGGCACUCUUGCAUAUGAGUAGUAGCGAGCUCGAAAAAAUUGGGAGGCUUCCAGCCACGACUCUAGUCAAAUUUCACGCAUAUAGACACGUGUCAAUCAUUCACUUCAAGAUACCACUGGACAUUGCUCUAGCAAGAUGGAAGUUUCAUGCGAAUGAAGUCAAGACCGGUGGCAUUUUCCGAUGUUCACCUCAGGACAUUACAGUGCACAUCAAGCCUGGCAGUAUUCCGUUCGUGAAUCCUGACAAAUCUAAACUUCCGGUGAGCCUCCUGAAGGCGCGAAUUCCCCAUUAUAGCCUGUUUUUUACGAGCGAUGGAACACAACAGGUCCAGAACAUCUCCGCACCUGUACCCGGAGAUUGGUUCGCAAUUGCAUUUCGCUCUUGGUCUGAUCCUGAUGAUGGUAAAAUUGAACAACAAGAACACUUCAGCUGA
This is a messenger RNA of Diprion similis, 789 nucleotides long. Its product is annotated as post-GPI attachment to proteins factor 6-like. The transcript is spliced from 4 exons. The record is from RefSeq and is a predicted model, not a curated record. The coding region runs from base 313 to 789 and encodes 158 amino acids. NCBI's taxonomy places the organism in Eukaryota, Metazoa, Arthropoda, Insecta, Hymenoptera, Diprionidae. Gene Ontology annotation, cellular component: plasma membrane.